ACGUAUCCAGCCGCCCUGCCAUGGGCAACCAGCCCGGUGUGGCCAGGAUGGACACCUCGGACCCGGACGGGACACCGUCAGUGAUCCGGCGGAAGUCCAGUGAAGCGGCCAGGCAACAACGCACGCCAGCUGGUGGCGGACCCCUGUCUACCAUCGAGUACCAGGAGAAUCUUCACGAAGUUAGAGCUGUCCUGACUGAUAUAAUCAAUCGUGUGGAUUGCGAGCCAAGUUCCGAAGCGGGAGCGGAAACUUCAGGCGACUACGAAGAGGAUAUGGCAAACAGGACGUUUACCACUAGAUCCCUGGCUGCCCAAUUGAAGGACUUGCCCUGUGUGCCUGAGGCCACCGCCGACCACGCCGGCGAAAAACCGCCCACUAGCGUUGACGACGAAGCGGAACAUGCGUUGCCUGAAGCCCUGGCAGCCCAAUUGAAGGACUUGACCUGUGUGCCUGAGGCCACCGCCGACCACGCCGGUGAAAAACCGCCCACUAGCGUUGACGACAAAGCGGAACAUGCGUUGCCUGAAGGUCAUGCAAUCACGCCGGGUGGUCCUUGGAGCUCCUGGGAUACGUGGCCACAAUCGUCGAGCGCUUUUCUUGGCGACGACACCAACAAGAGCGAACUGGAUUUGACUUUCACCACGGCGAAGGGCUCUCCCUUGGGGGCCACUGGCUACUUCAACAUUAGCGGCAACGACGCUAGCGCUCCUGCGCCAGUCGUGCGACGAAAAGUGAAUACCCCGGCAGUCUCUACCUUAGAUGAAAGUCAUCAUCAGCCGGACAGUCUUGAAGAAGUGUUAGAAAGUACUCUGGAGUUGCCAAGUGUGCCGUCUGAGCACAGCAGCAGGGAUGCGACUUUCUUUGCUGGCGGGGACACUCUCUUGCUUCCAGAAAGUCGCAAUGCUUCAACGAAAGCAUGUGGAUCACUCAGUCCUGGUGUAAUCAAUGAGACUGUAGCACCAUUUGAGUUAUAUGACCAAAACGUGAACCUCCUUGAGCCUUCGGACUUGCAGAAGCUGCCAGAUGCUCCAGUGCUGCACGACACGGACUUGCUUCCACAUAUUGGCAAUUCCUCUUCUCCAAGUGCUUUAACUGGAAGCAACGAAGAUAAAAAAACUUCCGACGCCGACAGCAAAGCCAAGGAUUCAAGUGGUACUUAUGGUCAAGAUGGAGCGUUGACCUUUGGCAUCACUGACUCCAACGACAACGUGGUGACCUCACCAGGGGAGGCAAGCGCUGCUGGAACUGGCGUGAUACCAAAGUCCUCUGGUGCAGCUGCCGUUGGAUCUAGUGCCCAGUGCUCUGCAGACAAGGAUAAAACGGAGGGAACAUUACCCGUGGAUUCUGAGGCAGGCCCCGAGGUUGCUCAGUUUUCUGAAGAGGAGUUCAAGGCAGCUGCUGACCACUAUAAGGAAGAUUUUGAAUUUCUUGUAAAAGUGGGCAGCAGCCGGCGGCUGGGCAGAACCAGCCUAGGGCGCUGCACGCUUUACCUUUUUGACCCUCUUUGUCGUAGAAGUAGUGAUGCAUCUGAAGAUCUGACGGCUAAAUGCAAAGCUUCACCUGCACUUUCGAACAAGAGUGACCUGACCAACCUGAAUAAAUCUACUGGCAGUGACCUACUGGAAUUCUCGUCACCUGUAAAGGGCUCUUAUUCUCCAGUACGUCCAGAGCCUAUUCAAGAGGAGCAAAUGUUUUCAGAGAAGGAAAUGUCGCAGGCGCUCAAGUACCAGGAGCUGAUGUUUCAAGAGCGCCUUCUUAAAAAGGACCAAGAAUGUGUUCGGCAGCUGGAAUCUGUUAGACAAGAAAUGGAGAGCUACCGUAGCAAGCUUGAAGACAGCCAGAAAUUUUUCAAAAUGCAAGAAAAGGCUCUGCAGAGCCUUAGUAGGGACAAUGAAAACAUGUUGGAAGCCAUGCGAUCGUUCACCAAGGAUGCCGAGGAAAAGUUUGCUGAGCAAGAAGACGACAUGCAGAAGGUUGUGAAGGAGCGUGACCAGCUUGCAGAAGAUCUACAGAAUAUGGAAAUGACUUUUGCCGACUUCCACCGGCGUUAUGAGAAAGCCAAGCAAGUCAUGUCUGUUAUGAAGGAGAAUGAAGCUCUUCUGAAACGGCAGUUAGCGGAGGCUAAUGAAGCCUUGGAGAAGAAAUGCCGCAUGGUUCAUGCUAUAAAGACCAAAACUGAGGAAAGCAUUGAAGGAGCUCACAAAGAAGUGGAAAAUACAAAGCGAACCUUUGAAGCAGACAUCACUGUUCUGAAAGGUCAACUCAAAAAGGCUUGUAUGACCAUCAACAGUCUUGAAAAAAGACUUGAGCAGAAGAAUGAAGAGAAUACGGAACUGACAAAACUUUACGACGAUCUCCUCAACCAAGUCAAAGCCAAAUAAAUCGGAAAAGGUGUGCUUUGUUCUGGCCACAGCUGCACUAUGAUUACUUAGGCAGUAGUUUGUCAUGUCAUGUUUGAAAUGCACUAAUUUAUGGUUUCACUUGUUCGUUGGCAUUGGCUAAAUGUCUUAGCUGAUUGAGGAAUGUCUGUGUCUGAUGCAUCUUUGUUUGCUUUCAUAAGCUGUCCACAUCUCACUCCUGUUUGGUGUGAAUAGACUCUUAUAUUUUACAUCCUUGGGUAAGGGAUGCAGACUGCUGGGUGUACAAAAGAACACAAAUAUAUGUGAAGGUGUGAAAAUCCUUUGUUUUGUGCAGACACAAAAUAUAAAACUCCCUAUUGACAACCAGAUUUCAUUUGGGCAUUGCUAGACAAUAUUGAUCACUAUAAUCUUCUUGGGUACUUACUUAAACAAAGUGUAAGCUUUUGUGCUGCAUUACUCAUUUGUUUAGAUGCCCUUGAACUUUAAUCUGUCUGUAUUUUGAUUGCUUCUUUUUAGUGAACACAGAAGCACUAUAUUCCUGUCAUAGCAAACAAUGUAUUAGUUUCUUCUACUGUGCAUGCAUGAAAGAGACGCCAAAUAUUUGCUUUUAGUAUUG
Rhipicephalus microplus (southern cattle tick) is the source of this 2976-nucleotide messenger RNA. RefSeq lists its product as uncharacterized. Gene Ontology annotation, cellular component: cytoplasm. Lineage: Eukaryota; Metazoa; Arthropoda; Arachnida; Ixodida; Ixodidae. The record is from RefSeq and is a predicted model, not a curated record. Gene Ontology annotation, biological process: mitotic spindle organization.